This is a messenger RNA of Anopheles nili, 1845 nucleotides long. It is a transcript of the gene Alp4, whose product is annotated as alkaline phosphatase 4. Gene Ontology annotation, biological process: dephosphorylation. The transcript has 2 exons. Bases 18 to 1484 code for a protein of 488 amino acids. Gene Ontology annotation, molecular function: alkaline phosphatase activity. The record is from RefSeq and is a predicted model, not a curated record. NCBI's taxonomy places the organism in Eukaryota, Metazoa, Arthropoda, Insecta, Diptera, Culicidae.
UCUUCGUAGGUGACGGAAUGGGUGUUGCCUCACUCUCCACCGGACGCAUCUUCAAGGGUCAACGAGCGGGUCGUUCGGGUGAAGAAGAACAGCUCAGUUUCGACAACUUCCCCAACACCGGCAUGUCGAAGACGUACAACACUGACCGGCAGGUGCCUGAUUCAGCUGGCACAGCUACGGCCAUGUUUUCGGGCGUCAAAACGCGAUACGGUGUGCUUGGUGUGGAUUAUACCAUCACCGAGACGAACCUCGAAGCGGCCAAGGUGUCCUCCUUUAUGGAGUGGGCCCAAGCAGAGGGUCGUCGAACGGGCAUCGUGACAACAACGCGUGUCACGCACGCAACCCCAGCCGCGUGUUAUGCACACACAAUCAGCCGCAACUACGAAUGUGGAGCCAAAAUCCCAGCUGGACUGAAGAACCGCAUCAAGGACAUCGCACGGCAGAUGUUGGAGGACACGCCGGGCAAGAACUUCAACGUCGUGUUGGGUGGUGGCCGGAACCACUUUGGAUCACCGAUGCCAUCACACCUUAAGGCCGAGUACCAGUUCAAGGGUGCGAUGGAAAAGACGUGUCUUCGAACGGACGGGCGCAAUUUGGUUGAGGAGUGGAAACUCCAGAAGAACGGAACCGAAGCUGCGUUCGUGUGGAAAACGGCUGAUUUACAGGCGGCUCGGUUGGAUCAGGUUGAUCAUCUGUUGGGGCUGUUUGCGGAUGAUCACAUGAGCUAUGAUGCAGUUCGUGAUCGUAGCCCGGAUGGAGAACCAUCACUGAGCGAGAUGACGGAAGCCGCGAUCAAGGUACUACAGCGACCAGACUCACCCGGGUUCGUCCUGAUGGUUGAAGGUGGUCGAAUCGAUCACGCACAUCAUCAGAACCACGCUCACUUGGCACUUGCGGAGGUUGUAGAGCUCGACCGAGCAGUCGAGACGGCACUUGGGUUGGUUGAUCUUGACGAUACGCUUAUCAUCGUGACAGCGGAUCAUUCCCACGCGAUGACGUUUAACGGGUACCCUGACAGGGGUAACGACAUCUUGGGCUACGGUAAUCGACCAAACGCGACCCCUUACGAGACGAUCACCUACGCAAAUGGGCCUGGUUUCUUGCAACAUCGCUGGAACGCGAGUCUACUGGCGGAAGAGUCUACCGAUUGGGCGACCUGGGUGAAGCUGGACCAACUCAAUCGUAGUGAGGUCACCUACCGACACCUAUCCGCGUUUCCGCUGGGUGAUGAAACGCACGGUGGAGAAGACGUCGUCGUCUUCGCAUCCGGUCCCGGAGCAAACCUCGUCCGAGGCACGUUCGAGCAGAACUACAUCGCGUACGUGAUGAGCUACGCCGGUUGCAUGGGGCCAGCCAAGCGCCUCAACCUGGCCUGCGACGAUGACUUCCAACGGGAAGCAACAAAGGCGUCUAGUGCGAGCCACCAAUCCGCCAGUAUUAUGCUAGUCAUGAGCGCCAUUGCCGCGUGGGUUAGGCAACAGUAGCUCUUAAGCGAACAGGGUAUUUCUAGCCGUUAAGGACAUCCGUUAAGGACCACCGAUGACCGUACGAGUCGGAUGCAGGUGCUUCCGAAUGCGAGAGAGCCACAGAGUCUAUACGCAGGUGAAUUUAUGCGAACAAAGCGCAUUCUCAUGGUGUGAGUACCCGAGUGUGGGAUGUAAACCCGGUUGCUAAAAGUGUACGAAACGCCAUGGACAUCUGUUAUACUGCAGGCACUAAUGGCGCGUAAUUUAAGGCAAUUGUAUUUCCAAAAUCUACUACUCACCAUCCUACCGGGUCAUGUGUCUCAAUUGUUAUACGUUAGGGUGAUGUGUGUAAAGGUGCUACACAGCAAGCAUGUAAUUA